AUGGUGGAGCAGUCUGCCGCCGUGGACGCUCGAGGCAGUGGGCUGGAGAUAGAGUGUUCCCAGCUGAAGCUCUCACCUGCUCAAUACUCACUGCGUCAGCUCGCGCUCUAUCAGAAGAUCCUGUCCCUUCCUCUCAGUUGUUUGCCCAUCCCAGGCCAUGGAUUUGUGCUGGACAAGUAUAAAUGUCACUGCAAAAGCGGCUUUUAUCAUCCAAGCAGAGUUGCAGUCAAUGGCUUUAAAAGGAAAGCAACUGGGAAGGGCAAGGAGAGUUUGCCACAUCACAGGGAUGUUCCAGAAAGUUCCAGCUACUGUCUGCCCUGCCAAGAAGGCUGUGCUUUCUGCAAGGACGACGCGCCCUGCGUGGCCCGGGGUGAAGGUGCCCUGCGUAUGGCAGUGCUCUCCUUUCAGGGCUUGUGCAUGCUGGUGGAUUUCAUCAGUAUGGUACUGCUCUACCAUUUCCGCAGGAACAAGAGUAUCAGAGCAUCAGGACUCAUCCUGUUAGAGGCCAUCUUGUUUGGAGCGCUCCUCCUGUACUUUCCGGUGGUGAUUCUGUACUUCCAGCCAAGUGUUUUCCGCUGUAUACUACUGCGAUGGGUUCGUCUGCUCGGAUUUGCCACUGUCUAUGGAACGGUCACCCUCAAACUCUACAGGGUUCUCAAGGUGUUCCUGUCACGUACAGCCCAACGGAUCCCAUACAUGACCAGCUGGAGAGUGAUACGUCUUCUGUGUGUCAUCCUGCUGAUUGUGUUAUGGUUCGCAAUAGCCUGGACCGCCGCUGUUUGUCAGAAUCCAAACAGACAUCUCGCUCUCAUCAGUGUGGGCUUCACCACUGAUGGGCUACAGUUCAGCAUGUGUCUGCUGGACCGCUGGGACUACAUGAUAGCUGUGGCUGAGUUCCUGUUCCUCCUGUGGGGUGUGUAUCUGUGUUAUGCGGUGAGGACCGUCCCCUCAGCAUUUCAUGAGCCACGCUACAUGGCCAUCGCAGUGCACAAUGAGCUCAUCCUCUCUGCCAUAUUCCACAUUUUAAGGUUCACUCUUGCCCCUGAACUGCACCCGGACUGGAUGUUGAUGCUAUUCUUUGCUCAUACACACUUGACAGUGACUGUCACUUUGGCGUUACUGCUUGUGCCAAAGUUCUUGUUUGCGGGUACACAUCUAAGGGAUGACAUUGCUACAGAGGCCUAUGAAGAUGAAUUGGACAUGGGCCGGUCUGGGUCAUACCUGAAUAGCAGCAUCACGUCCGCCUGGAGUGAGCACAGUCUGGACCCAGAGGAUAUUCGGACACCAGAGGAAAUGGGCCAGCUAAGUUCUAUUAAUGGCUGUGGCGUAAGGUCUUGCGACAGUCUUUGGGAAAAACGUACCAACGAAGAGCUGAAGAAACUCUACUCCCAGCUGGAGAUUUAUAAGAGGAAAAAGAUGCUGGCCAACAAUCCUCAUCUGCAGAAGAAGCGCAGCUCCAGAAAGGGCCUAGGUCGCUCCCUCAUGCGCCGCAUCACUGAGAUUCCAGAGACAAUGGGCCGCCAGUGUAGCCGUGAGGACAAGGACCUGGGUGAACAUGGGAGUAACCGCAACAGCAUCUGUGUCCUGAGAAAGAACCCUUUUGAACCCACACACCCUGUCAAGCCUGCCAAAGAUGAAUCCUUGAAGAGCAAAGUUUUCUCCCUUAAAAAGUCCCACAGCAGUUAUGACCAUAUUCGGGACCACAGUGAGGAUUCCAGCAGUUCAGUAACUGACAAGAUGGAAGUCACAAACACAGAAGGCUCCCUUCUCGAAACCCUAAUGGGCAAGAAGCUAGUCAAAAAGUCCUCCGAGAAGAUUGAUGCAGCCAGUGAGUCAACAGAGUCCGUUCCCCUGGUGUGUAAGUCAGCCAGCGCUCACAACCUGACAGCUGAUAAGAAACCUAUUCACCCUAGAACAUCCAUGCUGCAGAAAUCUCUAAGCGUCAUUGCCAGUGCCAAAGAGAAAACUCUUGGUCUAACAGGAAAGGCCCAAGCAGCGGAGGAUCCAACAAAGAAAGCCAAUCAAAAGAACAAGGAUGCCAAGACCCCAGCUGAAGCUGAAGAAAAUGAGGGUUAUCCAAAGAUGAUUGUCAGUCAGUCAGUGGAGUACAAGCAGACAGCUGCCAAAACUGGUAUAAGGAAGCCACAGAUGAGCGGAAGCCAGCCCUCAGUUUGCUCAGAAACAGCCAAGGGGAAAGACCUGUAUGACCUCUCAGAGGUGUGCCCUUGGGAAGUGGAGGACUUGCCGACUCCCUCCGAAAACAUGGUCCAGAAACAUGUGUCUAUUGCCCCCGAGCAGACCACCACAGUCCAUGGAAGUAGCAACAAGGCGACAAAGUCACAACAGCAAAAGCAGAAAGGCACAGAGCAGUCACCCUCCGUGGUCAGACGUCCAACCCACAAAGCUGGUGAUAGAGCAGACAUAUGUCCGUGGGAGGAAGGAAAUGAGGACCAUAGUCAGGCAGUGGGGCCAAAACCUCACUCCAGUAGUAAGCCUGCCAUCUCCAAACCCCAGGCAUCUGGAGAGGUUGCCAAGGUUCUAAAAGCUGAGGUCUGUCCUUGGGACUUUGAGGAAGUGCCGAGCAAGCCAAAGGACUCGGGUUGCUCCCCUGAUCAGAGCAGACCACGAAAGGACACCACGCCAACUGAGAUCAAAGGGAAAAUAAGCUCCUCGCCUACUGAAGUCAAGGGCAAGGGUACAACGCCCACCGAGGAUAAAGCAAAGAGCGUUUUCUCCGAGCCUACUAAAUCUACAGGCAGCACACUACAGCCACCCUUUAAAGCAGAAGUGUGUCCAUGGGAUGUUGAGACUGUGUCAGGUCCUGUCUCUGAAAAAAACCCUUGUUCUUCUCAGGUUUCUAAAACAAAGGAGACCCGUGCUAUAAAGAAGGGAACUUCUUCUGUCAGAAUAUCAGAGAUGGAAAGAGAGAACGCAAAGGGUCCUGAUGAAGACAAAAUGAAAUCAAAUGCAAAAGACAAGUUAACCUCUGGAAAAACGAAAGAUAGACCUAUCAGCCAGCCUAAACUGGCUGAGGUUUGUCCAUGGGAUGCUGAUAGUAGUCACGCAAUUGUCUCAAUGGAAAAACAAAAAAGCCCAAAUGUUGCAUUAGCAAAAAUCAAGCAAGCAGAGGUAUACCCUUGGGAUUUUGAAGAUGCGGCAACUAGUAAAGAAGUCAACCGGAGCACCAGUUCAUCCACUGGCAAACAGAAAAGUUCGAAUUCCAAAGGCAGAGUUACUAGUGGUGUUAAAACGUCAGAUGUCUGCCCUUGGGACUUUGAUGACCAAGGAUCAACAAAAAAAGCAUGACACUUUACCUGAGUGAACCAUUAGUUAGUCCUCAUUAUAUGUGCUUUUUCUUUCAUAAAUACACCAUGGAAUAAAAACUUUAAUAGCAUUUAUGGUGAUUUGGAGAAGAAAAUCAACAUGUCGCACAAGCUGCCUUUCUCUUCAACCUUUUGUUUUCCCUUUGUGUUUUUUGGAAUAAAAGGAAGAAAACCCUGAAAAAAACACACACACAAAAACAAAAAUGCAACAACUCACCAGGCAUUCCAGAUUUUAAAGUAUUGGUUGAACCUUUAAAUAGAAAUGGUAGUUUACAAUUAUGCAACUCUUUAUGUGCAAUGUAAACAAGAUGCCUAUGCUCACCACAUGUAUCCUCAUUAACAUCUGAACUCUCAGAACAGCUGCAUCUGUAGCCUCUCCUUGACUGUGGCUUCCACAAAAGAUUGUACAAGUUCUUGUUACAUAGGAAGGUGUGGACCAUGCAUGAAGUGUCAUGGAGUAAGCCUGAUCCAUUUCCUUGUUUUCGUUUGUUUCACACAUUAUCAUCUGGUUUGAGUAAAAAUGAAUAUUUGCCAAAGAUAGAGGUAAAAUCCAAUAAAUCUAAGAACUCAAACCUCAACAGCAUAAUAGAGACACAGCAUUUGUACAGUGAGCCGGAUUCAUGCGGCUGCUAGAAAAUUAGCCUGUAGCACUUUAGUAAAGAACAUGCUUAGAGAGACAGAUGCAAACUGGACAGAACUCCAUUCAUAUUUGCCCUUGUUUGUUGUUUGGCCUUGCUGUUUUAUGCCGUUCUGCGAUCAUAUGUGCACAUCUGCAACAUUUUUUAGUUAUCUUGACUAGAAAAAAAAAAGCUAGAAAAAAUUAAACAUUUCCAAUGCUUCCAAAUGUGCUGAUAUAUUAUCCUGAAUGUGCCUAUUUAAAUAGUCCUGUACCAGUCUUACUUUGUAUUGGGAGAUGUGAAACCUUUGUCAUAGCCCAUGUUACAAAUACUUAUUGAAACACUUGAUGAAAAUCAGCAUCUUAUUUUUAAAAAGAAAUGAAGUUUAGUUUAUAUAUUAGUAAUGUUGCAAAAUUGUAAAUGCUUUUUGAAUGGGGUACGCUAUGAAAAAAAAAAGUCCACUACUCAGUUCAUGGGACCAUAGAUAUUGUUUCUCUCAGCGUAGGGCACAAUCAUGCCUCUAAUGUCUUUCCUUUUUGUCUUUUACAAUUAGAACACUCAUGACAAUAUAUGAAAUCAAAUUCCAGUCUAUCUCAUAUCAAAUUCUAACCCAAGCCUCAAUUUCUUUAAUAUGUAUUACAUCAGUUUACAAAUAAAGUCUUGCUCUUA
Messenger RNA from Sinocyclocheilus anshuiensis, 4609 nucleotides. It is a transcript of the gene gpr158a, whose product is annotated as G protein-coupled receptor 158a. The record is from RefSeq and is a predicted model, not a curated record. The transcript has 12 exons. The coding region runs from base 1 to 3306 and encodes 1101 amino acids. Gene Ontology annotation, cellular component: membrane. Gene Ontology annotation, biological process: G protein-coupled receptor signaling pathway. Lineage: Eukaryota; Metazoa; Chordata; Actinopteri; Cypriniformes; Cyprinidae. Gene Ontology annotation, molecular function: G protein-coupled receptor activity.